This is a messenger RNA of Eptesicus fuscus (big brown bat), 2041 nucleotides long. It is a transcript of the gene CDIPT, whose product is annotated as CDP-diacylglycerol--inositol 3-phosphatidyltransferase. The record is from RefSeq and is a predicted model, not a curated record. The coding region runs from base 415 to 1056 and encodes 213 amino acids. Gene Ontology annotation, biological process: phosphatidylinositol biosynthetic process. Gene Ontology annotation, molecular function: CDP-diacylglycerol-inositol 3-phosphatidyltransferase activity. The transcript is spliced from 6 exons. Gene Ontology annotation, cellular component: membrane; Golgi apparatus. Lineage: Eukaryota; Metazoa; Chordata; Mammalia; Chiroptera; Vespertilionidae.
AGGAAAAGGAAAAGGAAGCGGGCAGGUCUUAAAGGGGCCGCAGCCAUUUUUAAGGCCUCUUUUCCUUUCUCCAAUUUUGGAAGUACGAGCGCAGAAGAGUAGAUUCUCGGAAGCUGAGCACCACUGGAGCUGGAGGGACCGCAGCUGGAGACUGCGGCGCCUGCGGGGCGGGCGGAGGCGAGGGUCCGCCCAUAGGAAGGGCGGGGUGUGCGCGCCCCCUGCGCCCCGCUCACAUCUGGGGCGGCCCGGGCUCCGGCGCGCUGCGAGCUGUAACAUCUGGGGCCGGGCGCGGGCAGCGGGGUGUUGCGCGCAGUUGGCGCCGCCGGUGCGCCGGGCAGGAGGGUGAGGCCGCGCGGCGGGGCUGAGACAGCUGGCACCUCCGGAUCGGCCCGGGGCGGCAAGGGGGCCGCCGCGAUGCCAAGCGAAAACAUCUUCCUGUUUGUGCCUAACCUAAUUGGUUAUGCCCGGAUUGUCUUCGCCAUCAUUUCUUUCUACUUCAUGCCCUGCUGCCCCCUCACGGCCUCCUCCUUCUACCUGCUUAGCGGACUUCUGGACGCUUUCGAUGGAUAUGCUGCUCGAAUCCUUAAUCAAGGGACCCGGUUUGGGGCCAUGCUGGACAUGCUGACGGACCGCUGCGCCACCAUGUGCCUGCUGGUCAACCUGGCCCUGCUGUACCCGCGUGCCACCCUUCUCUUCCAGCUCAGCAUGAGCCUGGAUGUGGCCAGCCACUGGCUGCACCUCCACAGUUCUGUGGUCCGAGGCAGCGAAAGUCACAAGAUGAUCGACCUGUCGGGAAACCGAGUGCUUCGAAUCUACUAUACCUCCCGACCUGCUCUGUUUACCCUGUGUGCCGGAAACGAACUCUUCUACUGCCUCCUCUACCUGUUCAGUUUCUCCGAGGGACCUCUAGUUGGCUCCGUGGGUCUUUUCCGGCUGGGACUGUGGGUCACCGCCCCGGUCGCCCUGCUGAAGUCCCUCAUCAGUGUCAUCCACCUGAUCACAGCCGCCCGCAACAUGGCUGCCCUGGAUGCGGCAGACCGUGCCAAGAAGAAGUGACCUUGGAACUCCAGCCUCUGGCGGCCCACCUGCCCUGGGAGCCUCCUGUGUCACACGGCUCCCCUCUUCCUCCUAGGAGGUCCAGGCUCAUGUCUUCCUAAUGUGUUGUUCAACCCGCUGGAAGUGGGUCAGCCUCUUCCGUGAUGUCAUGUUCUCCAAACUCCAGAAGGCCGAUCCCACCCCUGGGCUCCAAAUCAGGAAGGAUGCUCAGGAGACCCCGCCCACACAGGCAGUGCUUCCGGGGCACCCAGGGGCUGGUCUGAGGGCUGGGCAUUGUCACCCCUGCUGGCUUAGCCCUGGGGUCUGGCUUGGCCUGAGACUGUAGGGACACUUGUGUGAGGGAGAUGGGGUAAGGGCCAGUGUCCCAGAAGGCGGGGUAGCCGAGCUCUGCCCCGGGCCAGAGGAAGCCUGCAGGUGCUGUGGCUGGGCACAAGGAGCCGCCUGGAUCCCGCCCCAUCGCAGCGUCCUCUGUCCCGUCCGUCCCAGCUCUGAGAACUUGGAUAGUAAAGGCGGGCUUCCCCGUCCGGGCUUGCUUCCCUGUGACAGGCUCGGACUGGGGCCUGGGCUGAGCGGAGCUGGGGGAAGAAGGACGGUCCCUCUGGCUCGCUCCUUCCUCUCAUUCCACAGAGACCCUCCCUGCCACCAAGGUCAUGCCAUGUCCUCCACGACACUGUCACAGCUGUCUGCAUUUAUUAGUAUACCCGGUAUUUUCUGUCCCCUAGAUGUCAACUCCACAAGGGCACGGACUUUUCUGGUUCCUUCUCUCCCUCCAGUGAAGAUUAACCCCAACCUGGCCUAUUGUAGCUGCUUAAUAAAUACUCACAAGUAGACCAGUUGGUUUCUCAGUGAAGUCUUUAGACCACCUGUGGGGUAUUUUUUUUUUUUUAAAUUCAGCUUCUAGAACAUUGAACCAGAGUUGGAGUCUCUAGGGAUGGGCCCAGAAGUCUGCAAUUUUAAUAAACUCCAGGUGAUCAAUUCUUCCUGA